Phanerochaete carnosa HHB-10118-sp is the source of this 3745-nucleotide messenger RNA. RefSeq lists its product as uncharacterized. NCBI's taxonomy places the organism in Eukaryota, Fungi, Basidiomycota, Agaricomycetes, Polyporales, Phanerochaetaceae. The record is from RefSeq and is a predicted model, not a curated record. The transcript has 7 exons. The coding region runs from base 103 to 2565 and encodes 820 amino acids.
UCCGCAUGAGCGUCCCCCUCCUAUUUUUCUCUAUUUUCCAGCAAUUUUCACGAGUUUGACGAAGUGGAUCCGCCUGAAACAUCCUCCUCGCGCACGGCCGUCAUGUCCACCGCCGCCGCCAGGCCGCCCUCGGCGCCGCUCAGACGAUCGUCUCCGUCUGUCUCUUCCAACGGCGCGUCUCAGACAUCAUCGCUCCCGAAGGGCGCGACCGCAAAGGCCGCUGCAUCUGCGCGAUUAUCCACCUCAUUGAGCGGACCUGCGCGUAGACAGUCCGUCUCCUUGAAGGGAGCUACUCCACCGCCGCCUGCGUCUCGCGACACGCCCCGCGAGUCUCGGGAAUCCCUGAGCGUAUCUUUGAAGCAUGAGACAGAGGAAAAGGAAAAGGUACGUCUACUCGUGCAACUACAAGACAAAGAGCAAAUCAUUGCAGCCCUCAGGGCCGAGAACAACAACCUGACCUCAACUUUGAAUGCUGCAGAGACACGCGUUUCUGAGCUCUAUGCCGACCAAAGCCGCAUGGAGGAGGACCUCGCGGCGCGGAUCGAAGUAAUAGACAAGCUUCGAAUCCAAGUCCGUGAGCUUGAGAAGGAGAAGCGUGAGACCCAGAGAAGGUACAACGAGCAGACGGCCACGUUCGAAGCAGAGCGCCAAGCGUUCUAUGACAACGAGCAGCAUCUCAAGUCUCGCAUACUGUCAUUGAGCCAGGCUCGCAAAUUGAGCAAUGCAGUCCCUCCGUCCCCUUCGGCACUCUCAGUCGCCGAGUCUGAGGCAGAGCCAGAGGCCGAGCUAACGCGUUCCGAACCCCAACUCAUCGUAAAGCAAGACAUGUCGGACCCUCAACAAGAGCCAGCCGAGAUGACAGCUCUCAAGCUCGAGUUAUCCACUCUGUCGACGUCUCAUGCUUCCCUCCAGUCGACAGUUCAUCUCCUUCAGACCCAGCUGAAUGACCUCACACGAGUCAAUCGCGAGCUGCAGGAAGAGAAUGAGUCUUACAACAUCCUUCUCCGCGAAAAGACCCUCAAUGGUCAAUUCGACAUCCUCAGAAUGGGCGGUGUGCGCGAUGAUCGGCAGACGGAGAGUUCGAGCUCUGAGGAGGAUGGCGACCAGGAUGCGAACAGUUUCCAGAGCAGAGAUACUGGUCGCAGUGUUCUUGACCCCGUCCACGAGCUCGCCGAGGAGCACGAGGAAGAAGAAACACACCAUGAUGAGCCAGAGCCAGAGCUGGACCCCCAGUUUGGUCAAGUCGACGAGCCUGACGCUGAUGUGAUUAGCGAUGCGAAGAGUCCAAGGAGCAGGCACGGCCGGAGGCGGUCUUCCGUCGCUGCACCUCGCGGAGAGUCGUUGGCCAACUUGCCUAUCACUGGUCCUGGCCUCGACUUAGCUGCAGAACUUGGUCGAGCUGAGAACAAGGAUAUCCUAGACGGCCAGAGUUCGCUAGGCGACAGGGUCGACGCCGACAACAAGGCCCGCAAGCAGAAGAAGCCCGCAGAGUCGCCUCGCAAAGGACGCCCAGCUGUGGACGGCUCUCUUGAACCUUCCGCCUCUGUUCCCGACGACAUCGAGUCCCUCAGGAGUGAGGUCAAGAGUCUCAAGGACGCGAACAAGGCUCUUUCGUUGUACGCUUCGAAAAUCAUCGACCGAAUUAUCUCGCAAGAGGGUUUCGAACACGUCCUUGCCAUCGACUUUGAAAAAUCUCCCACUCCUUCUCAACCCACAUUCGGUCCUCGUCCGCUUCCAAGCCCGCAGAAGCCCAAAGCGCGCCCGCAAUCUGCGAUGUUCUCCCGCUCUACCCCGUCUAGUGCGCACACGAGCCCCAACCUUCCGCCCCCAGAACGUCUUACAACGUUCGAGUCUAUCAGUGCCGCUAACGCAGCUACUGCACAGAACGAUCCUCCGAAGGCAGCGCGGUCAACGCGCGCGUCGAGACGAUCGCUCUCUUUCGAUUGGUCGACCUUUUCUUUAUUUGGCGGUGGUGACAAGAGCGCGGCGAAUUCCCCUACGAACUUGCGUCCAUUGACUCUCAAAGCUGGCACACCGGUUGUUACCAGCGCGCGGAAACUAGACACCCAUGAAGAUGAGGAGGACCGCAAGGAGCGCGAGCGGUUGAAUGCCACGAUGAAGCUUAUGGGCAUUGAGAAGGUAGCUUCGCCUCCGUCCCCGCUCCCACCAAUGUUGAAGAGCUUCUCCACGCCUGGAGAUGCCAGUGCUUCGCCUGUAACACCCGUGGCUGCACCUGCUCCCAGCCGCUUUUCCUUCUUCCGUCGCUCAUCCUCUAUCAACACCCGUUCCGAGACCGCCUCCGUCAGCUCUUCGGGUGGUAAUACCCGCCCCCCGUCCACCGGGCCUCAUUUGACACAGGAAGUCCUCGAACAAGUUGAGGCCGAGAAUACGCUCGCCGCUCUGGACGCCCACGAACGCCACCUGAGCGCCGAGAUGGCGAAGGGAGCCGGCAGCGGCUUCACGGAGAUCGUACGCCGCAGUGGGGACCGACGCUCCUCUCACCGCAGCGGUAGCGGUAGUACGGUAUGGAGCGCGGGCAUGAGUAGACAUGAGGAUGAAGAUUAAUGGUUUCGCCCUCUUAACUUCUAGACUCGUUAUGGCUCUAUGGGUAAGUAAUCAUCAUGUUGUAUGUACUCGGGAUCGGGACUGGUGCCAUGGUUGGAUUCGGUCCAUGUUCUCUCACUCAUAUGGCGUAUGCAUAUUACGACUAGGUCUGUAUCCUGUUGUGUUAACGAUUGACUGAUAUGAUCACAGUACGCAUCGACAUUCGGAACCCCUCGCAUUGCUACACUACCAUCAUACAACCUGGGCUCUCUUGUAUACCAGAGUAAAUAAUCAUCUUCGCAUUCUAGCAUGUAUACAGGCAAACUGCUCCUCGCAGAGUUACAGUUGCAUGUAGUUGGAUGGCUUGAAAGGAUUUAGUCUAGAUGUCAACGGGGCAAUGCAGCGUUGUCCUCUGCGAGUGAUGCAUCGAAAUUUUGUGAUGAGAGGCAAUACCUUGGUGGGAUGGUCGCCCGGCGCAUUGAUGGACGGGGCUCUGCUCGCUGUGGCUAUCCGUUCCAUCUUAUCUCGGCACUUCGUGUUUGACCAGAGUGUUCUCGGCGUGUUUCCGGAUUGUUUCGAAAGGAUUUGACGAAAACUCUGGGGCUGAGAGGAUUUUGGGGAUUCUCAUGCGUUCCAUCGCUAGAGCAUUCUUUCGCUGCGCCUUGGACAGCGGCGCAUGCCUGCCCUCGCCAAUCUGCCCAGGCGCAGCCUUGGGCUUUUUCGGAGCCUGCUCGCCGUCUGUGGGAACAAAGCCCUCCGCCACCUCUACGGCCGAGAUCGCAGCCUUGAUUUCGUCCAGCCCGCUUGCGACCUGUUCUCUCGCUUUGCGCUUCAGACGCCGCUCGUGCGAUUUGGAAUACGGCGAACGGGACGCCUCCAACCUUUCCACGAACUUUUCGUGUUUCAGCAGCUGCUUCUCCUUCUUCUUUGGCAGGGCCGUCGCAUCUGGCGUGGGCUGUGUGUCCUGUCUACGGGGUCGUCGACUUGGCCUGUUGUAUGGGGCCAUCUGUACGUACAGCCAUGAUAUCCGUCUCGGGUGUCAGCGGGCUGGGCAGGUCUUCGAUUGCCGAAGCAUUGCCCGUUGCUUGGGCCCUCCGAAGAGGCUUUGCAUGGAUGGACGUGCGAGCCCUGGCAGCUUUGGGCAUUUGAUUCGGCUGAGACGAGGAAUUGAGAAUGGGACUAAAAACAAGGCUAAGGUCGU